Drosophila montana is the source of this 1085-nucleotide messenger RNA. RefSeq lists its product as uncharacterized. Bases 90 to 1022 code for a protein of 310 amino acids. NCBI's taxonomy places the organism in Eukaryota, Metazoa, Arthropoda, Insecta, Diptera, Drosophilidae. The transcript has 4 exons. Gene Ontology annotation, biological process: positive regulation of transcription by RNA polymerase II. Gene Ontology annotation, molecular function: transcription factor binding. The record is from RefSeq and is a predicted model, not a curated record.
AAUAUGGUCAAAAAGCCGAAUCAGUUAGUUUAAAAUAGGCUGCAGAUGAAGUUUAUUUUUGUCAGCUUUAAUAAAUUCUGGUAAUCAUCAUGUUUAGAGUCAACGGAGAUUCGAAUACUACAAAUAACAUAAUGUCGCACGCAAUACGUCGUUCCCAGUUCGCCUUGGAGCGAGCAAUGGUCGAUCAGUGUUUGAUGGACGAUCAGUAUUUCAAUUUGUUAUACAAAAACUAUGAUGCCAAUAUUCCUGCCACAAGCAACAGGACGCACGGCAUCGGUGAAACCGCCCACGUCAGCUCCAGCUCCAAUAGCCUGGAUUGGCUUCGAAAUGAUAACGAUAAGGCCUGGACAUCCAGUCUGCUCGACUACAGGAAUAUGGAUGCGGAAUUAACACGCCUACAACUCGAAUGCGAGAACAUAGAGUCGACUAUGGCAAGGGUUGGAUCGGGUACUGUGAGCAAUAAGCCCGCGGAGACUUCAGAGCAGCCUAGUCGUGAAUUUUAUUUAAUUGGCUCUGCACUGCCAACUGCUGUACGUGUGCCACCUCCGACACGAGGUCCUCUGUCAAGAAUCGACCUGAGUCUGAACGCUUCGGCUUUGGCAAUACCAGCUGUCAGUGUUCCGGUACGACAUCGUCACACAAGCACUCUGGAAGAGAUCUCCUACGGACUGCCGCCAUUGUCAAUGAUUGGGGGAUCGAAUGUGGCCAGCGUCACCAAUGUAGGAUUGCCUCCAUUGCCGCCCAACCCGAUCAGAUCGGCCUCACCAGGUCGCCUAACUGUGGAGCAGCCGUCGGCGAGAAAAAAGGAAUCGGAUGUGUCGGCGACGCCAAUGGCGUCGCACAUGGAACCGUACAAAUGUCCGGUCUGCUUGAAAUGUGUGCGUCAACGGAAACCCGCCUCGACCAUAUGCGGUCACGUGUUUUGCAGCAGUUGCAUCAAGACCGCAUUGCGCGCCACAUGCAAGUGUCCUGUGUGCCAGAGAUUGAUGACCACACGUCAAAUUUUCCGGAUAUUCAUUUGAACCAUGUUUGAGUGAUAAGUUUCGUUUUAAAAAUUCAUUAAAUUCUUUCGAUAUGCGCCAGAA